GAUGUUUAUUUAUCCAACUUUUGCUUGUCAAGCACAAGAUCAUGAUUCUUUUAACUUCUGCAACUUGCAGGUAUUGGAGGCAAGAGCUGGGUUCUAUGAAAAGCCAAUUGCUACAAUAGAUUUUGCAUCACUAUAUCCAUUUAUUAUGAUGGCCUAUAAUUUAUGUUAUUGUACCCUGGUGACUCCUGAAGAUGUUCGGAAACUUAAUCUCCCUCCAGAAUCAGUGAACAAAACUCCAUCUGGGGAAACAUUUGUUAAAUCAAAUUUGCAGAAGGCUAGUAUUGGAAUGGAUAACUUGAACGCUUAAUGUACAAAGUGGAGA
Messenger RNA from Arachis ipaensis, 322 nucleotides. The record is from RefSeq and is a predicted model, not a curated record. Lineage: Eukaryota; Viridiplantae; Streptophyta; Magnoliopsida; Fabales; Fabaceae.